Rosa rugosa (rugosa rose) is the source of this 1354-nucleotide messenger RNA. RefSeq names its product putative F-box protein PP2-B12. Bases 115 to 993 code for a protein of 292 amino acids. Gene Ontology annotation, molecular function: protein binding. The transcript is spliced from 3 exons. The record is from RefSeq and is a predicted model, not a curated record. Lineage: Eukaryota; Viridiplantae; Streptophyta; Magnoliopsida; Rosales; Rosaceae.
AUUCCCAAAGAGAGACUCCGUAGUAUAAAAACCAAAUAAAUAUAUCAUAUAUCUUUUGUUAGGGUUUGUUUCAAAGUAGGUAGGUUGGUUUUGUUUGUUUCUGAUAGACAGAAAAUGGUGGGAUUAGAGAGAUUACCAGAAGAGUGCAUAGCCCAUGUUCUUUCCCUAACCUCCCCUAAAGAUGCUUGCCGAUCAGCCUUGGUCUCCUCUGCGUUUGGAUCCGCCGCUCAAUCCCAAGUUGUUUGGGAGCGUUUUUUACCCUCAGACCACCGUGACAUCAUCUCCCGAUCCGUUUCUCCUGUCACCUUUUCCUCUAACAAGGAACUCUACUUCCGUCUCUGCGAUUCUCCCAUCUUCCUCGACGAUGGUAAUCUGAGUUUUGCAAUAGAUAAAUUGAGUGGCAAAAAAUGUUUGAUGCUGGGAGCCAGACGUUUACUCAUAGCCUGGGGAGACACUCCAAUUUACUGGGAGUGGAUUUCUGUGCCUCACUCCAGAUUUGCCGAGGUGGCUUAUCUGCACUCUGUUUGUUGGCUUGAGAUUUAUGGUAGAUUGGAGAUGCGAUCCCUGUCUCCAAACACAGCUUAUGCUGGAUACUUGGUUUACAUGUUCUCCGAAGAAGCCACUAAUUACGCAGGAACUGGACAGAAUUAUUAUGAAACUUUUCCGGUCAAGCUUUCAGUUAAGUUCUUUGAGAAUGAUGAAAAUUUGAUUGAAGCUCGUGACGAAGAUGUUGCAGAGUUGUUGAUAUCAACAAGAAUGCCUGCUGCUGCUGCAUCAUCUAUGAAUAGUAGUGUUGAAAAGCGACAACGCUUUCCGAUGGAGAGAGACGAUGGCUGGAUGGAGAUUGAGAUAGGAGAGUUUUAUUCUGGCCAAAGUGAUGAUGACUAUUGCUUGGUGGAGAUGGGUGUCAAGGAGAUCGAAUCAGGGAGUUGGAAGUUUGGGCUUGUUAUCCAUGACAUAGAGAUUCGGCCUAUCCAACCGAAACCCAAUUAAAACAAAUUUGGUGAUACUAUCUUGAUUCUCUAUCUUAUUAUGUGGAGUGAUUCUUUGCAAUUGAUUCAAGAGUGACAAUCAGGAAAGGAUUAAUCUUUUGGAUCCCCCUAUUCAAGAUGUGAGUUAUCUACUUGUCUAAUUUCAGAACAUUUGAGUCCCAUAUAUAAGUGGCGCCAUUAGCUCAAUCUUCUCUGUUCCUAGGCUGUGAUCUUUCUUGGUCAGCAAAAGCGCUCCUGAUCGAGUUUAGUUCGGAUGAUUGUAAUUUACCUUAAUCAAUCGAUCUCUAUCAACAAAAGAAAAUUUAUUAAGUAAGUCAAAUAUUUCUGCUGAUCUAGGCAGGCCUUCAAGUAAUUUCAUCAAC